AUGGACAUAGUCACCAGUUCCGAGAGCCGGCUAGGCACCAAUUUUUUUCGGCAACUUUUACGGCGUAGAUGCAUAUAUGCGACCGUGGCGGCACUGGAAGGUAAUGAGUUCCGACGCACACUUGGGUUGAGCUCACUUGUGAGUCUUGGCGUUGGAGCAGUUGUUGGGGCCGGCGCUUUUGUGAUCACAGGCCAGGCUGCGGCGCUCUACGCUGGGCCUGCUCUUACCAUUUCCUUUUUAUUGUGCAUCCUGCCCUGCCUCUUCACAGCGCUAUGCUAUGGGGAGUUGGCAGCGAUGAUUCCUGUGGCAGGUAGUGCCUACACUCAUACGGCUGUGGCGCUUGGGGAGUUUACCUCCUGGAUAGUUGCGGUAUGCCUGACUCUGGAAUGCCUUGUCUCUGGUUCCGCCGUGUCAGUAAGUUGGUCUUCUAGUGUUCAGGCCUUCCUUCGAGAGUUUUCUAUUGUGUUUCCGCCGGGCUUUGGGGGUUCACCGAUUGGUGUCUCCGGUGACAGCUUCGUCCUCACUGGGAACUACUUUGACAUCCCGGCGAUGUUUUUAACUUCAGUCUGUUCCAUUGUGUUGUGCGUGGGGAUUUCUGAGACCGCCACCGUAAACAAUUUUUUUGUUAUUGUAAAGUUCCUUGUACUUGGCAGUUUUGUACUAUACGGAGUUCAUUUCGCACUGACUCAUUGGGGCGAAUUCAAGUUUAAUCUCACUCCUUUUGUGCCUCCCAACACUGGUGAGUUUGGCAAGUACGGCGCGAGCGGAAUUCUUCGUGGGGCGGGCAUUGUUUUUUUCGCAAAUGUGGGAUUUGACACCAUUUGCGCGAGUGCCCAAGAGUGCCGAAAUCCCCAGCGGGACCUUCCACGCGGCGUCAUCUAUACAUUAUUUAUAUCUUCUGCUCUGUAUGUUCUUGUCACCCUCACGCUGACUGGAAUGGUGAAGUACACCGCCUUGAACGUUGAAGCGCCUGUGGUCAUGGCACUUCACAUGGUUGGGGCACCAUCAUUUCUGCGAAUUCUUGUAGACAUUGGCACAAUAGCGAGUCUAAGUUCAGUGUGUUUUGCCUGUCUAUUUGCGAUGCCUCGACUUGCAAUGACAUUGGCCAAGGAUGGACUGUUGCCACCUGUGUUUUCUCGUAUACAUCCCAGAUUUCAAACCCCUGUGAAUGCCACGAUACUUUGUGGUGUGGCUGGCGCCGUCAUCGGUGGACUUUUUCCGCUGGAGGUCCUCAGCCAGAUCAUUUCAUUUGGCACGCUUGUGACUUUCAACUGCGUAUGUGUUUCCAUGUGGAAGAUUAGGGUUGAUUUCCCAGACUUUCCGAGACCCUUUGUGGCUCCAUUUUUCCCUAUUGUGCCUUUUUUUGGAGUGAUGUUUAAUUGUUUGCAAUUGUUUUUUCUACCACUGGCGGCGUGGCGCAACUACAUCCUUGUUGUGGCAGUUUCCAUCUCCUGGUACCUCUUCUACGGGGUUAAUCAUAGCGGGCUGCACGCAGCUGAUGCCUUUCCCCGGCGAGCUUGUGUUCCCCCCGAAAAUGGGGUCCCACCGCAGCCACGCGUUGAGGAGAUGCGAAUGGAGGAGGCUUGCUCGGUUGAGCUUCCCGUGGAGAUGCAGGGCCGACGAAGAGCCUCUGUUGUGCCUGUGUGA
Molecule: messenger RNA, 1647 nt
Organism: Trypanosoma conorhini
Lineage: Eukaryota; Euglenozoa; Kinetoplastea; Trypanosomatida; Trypanosomatidae
Product: putative cationic amino acid transporter
Exons: 1
Coding region: 1-1647 (548 amino acids)
Biological process (GO): amino acid transport; transmembrane transport
Cellular component (GO): membrane
Molecular function (GO): amino acid transmembrane transporter activity
Source: RefSeq, a predicted model, not a curated record